Messenger RNA from Trichoderma atroviride IMI 206040, 1551 nucleotides. NCBI's taxonomy places the organism in Eukaryota, Fungi, Ascomycota, Sordariomycetes, Hypocreales, Hypocreaceae. The record is from RefSeq and is a predicted model, not a curated record.
GGUUUCAUUAUCGCUGGGGCCAAGAAUCUUCAUUUCAUGUGCAUCACCUGAGACGACGUUACGUUAGGUAGUCAGCUAACUUCCUAGUUCCAGUGCAAGUGAAGAAUACUAUUAGAGACUGGAGAGGAGUAUACAGAUUAAACAAAUUGAUCAAUUAGCCAAAAACGGAUGGUAAUCUCAAGAGAGACACCAAUUCACCUCGACAGUAAUAUAUGAUUACUUCAUUUCUAGAAAAGCUUAUACCAGCGGGUCGCUUCAGUCUUCUUUUUUUUUCCACCCAUGUUCUUUUUUUUAGCCAGGGAAAGGAUGAUGCUUGAAUGCAAAUUCAGCAUCUCGAAAGUACAAGAAGAAUUAGACAGAAAAAGGAAAAGAAAAAGCAUAGGCCCUGGUGAGAUCCAACGGUGUCAGCAAAAAUAGUGUGUAGAUUAGAAGCCGCUCGUCGGCCGCCAGUCGAAAUAUCUCCGGCUGUCAUCAAACAGGCGACAUCUUAUUCUUUUAGCUCUAGCCAGGGGACAACCUUGUCUGUACCUGUAUCUUUCCAAUUUGGUUCCUAGAUACAGGUAUGCCCCGGACCUACCGAAAGGGGCGAAGCAGUUUUGGAAGAAAAAAGAGCGUCCAAGCGCAAAAAAAACUAACAGGGAUCAUGAAGAGGGAUUGCUUGAUUAAUAUGGGGUAGUCUACAUUAUUCCGCUUACAAGGUGGAAGGGGAAUUUUAAAAUUUCGAUUCUAGUAAGAAAUGAGAGUUGAGAGAUAGAUACCUACACGAGAGAAGUGUGUGUAUAGAUAAUGGAUGCAAGUUGAAAAUGUGACAAGACAAGUAAUAAGUGGUGCUAAUAGCGGAAGGUUGUGACGCCCACUUUUUCUGAUACGAGACGCAAAGAUGGAUGUGAUACAGACCUCUGACUCUGUCGGUAAGAGUGGCUCGGACGAUGAUUGUGGAAAAUCAGGUUAUGCUCGUCGCAAGAAGGAGAAGAGGGCGAGGCUAACAAGAUACGCAUUUUACAUCUGUCUUGUGUUGUGUAUUUCAACAAGAUGCUGUAAAGAGGACAGACAGGAGCAAUGCAUGCACCACCAACACAAUUCAAGCAUUGGCAGGGGAUUUUAUUAAAGCAAUCUAACAAGAUAAUGGCCAAGCACAGCUACGCAUUUCGAACCACGUAUUAUUACGCGUGGCACGAGUGGUGCGAAAGUAGCAAAAACGAUGGGCAAAUAGCCCCCAUGCUUUAGUGUGUUACAGAUUUAUUUUUAGCCGCCAUGGAGGAAGUGAAAAGAGACGCGCAAUCUAUGUACAUGCUGCAAGGGUGCAAAGACAAAUAGGGACCGCAAAAUAAAACUAAUACACAAAUUUGAAAUAUAAAUAUUAAUUAUUGAAGGAAAAGUUAUCUAGCACCUUGUGCGAGAUAACUCUAGUGUUGUUGUAGUGUGUAAAGUUGAGAAAUGCGUGCUGAUUAUUUUAGAAUUCCCUCUUAUUCUUUACACCCCUUGAUGCUGCUAUAGUAAAACAGCCGAGAAUAAUCACUAGGCACAUGGCAGUCUCUAAAAAGAAUGAUA